UCAUAUCAUAGUGUUAGAAAUCUUCACCUAUUCAUCAUUUUCUUGUAAAUAGAUUUGGUCACCAAUAUCAUAUAUCUUAAUCGAACUUUAUCUUCCCCCAAAUUGGUAAACUGAAAUGGUUCUUCAUACCACACAUAUGUAUCAGCAUUGUAAACAACCAUCUUGUGUGAUCACUGCACCAAAUUCAUGGCUGUUCAUAAUCUUUGGUGUCAAUAGGUUGAGAUGGUUUUAUGAGCUAGCUAGGCAGUGAAUGGGGAACAGAGGGAAGCUUAUAAUUGGCUGGAAUGUUGUAAGAAGCUAUGCCAAAUUUUAAGGAAUUUCUAGCAACCCAUGUGCUUGUAAUUUCCAUUACCAUAAAUAUAUGGGGCAACAUUGGUGGAAGAACUGCUCUGCCCAUCCAUAUUUUUUGUUUGUUUUCAACAGCACCAAAACCCCAUUGUUAAAUAACAGAGUUGGAAACAUAAUCUGAAUUCUUUGAAUUAGAAGUUAGUUAAAUCAUUUCACCCAGACAAAGCAAAACUAUGUCUACGAAGUUUUUUGGUUUUUAAUGUUCCCCUAAAAACAAAGACUGCAAACUCUAUUUGCACUUGGAUCAACGUAUCCAUUUUUUUUUUUUGGGGGUAACUUUUACUUGAAUUAUGCUCGGAUGCUCAGACCAAAUUGCUUAUUUUUUUAUGCUAUGUCCAUCUUUUCUCAGCAUUGACAAUGCCACCCAAAGAAAAGUAAAUUAUUGAAUAGGAAUUCUUUAAUAAGGGUUAUGGAAGCAGUUGACUUACUUACUUUGCAUGGGGUGCAAGUGGAUUUGGCUGAGUAUAUAUAGCACAGUUCAUAUCCUUAUAUCAGCAUCUGCAUACUAAGUCAGACUUCUAAAAAUUCCCAGUCAAAUUGUCUCAUUCAUUUGCAGUACCUGAAUAUCUGGUCUGGACAUUGAAGGUAACAGCCAAAUUGUUUCAUAUCCUUUUCUUUCUUCCUUUUUCGUAAGACAUAGGCUUUUAUAAAUUUUUUGAUAUGUUGGUUAUCAACUUCAUCUUGAACUUACUAAAACCCACCGUUUUAUGCAUCCCAUUAGUGUAUAAUGUGUUUCAGUUAAACCUUUUGUAUGAACAUCAGGCAAGGCCAACACUAUGGAGGAAUUGGAAGCUAAUUGUAUGCAAAUGGCUCUGAUACUUGAAUGCGAAGGAGACAACAAUCGGUUGCAAGAAGUUGGUGGGCUUAUAAAGGAUGCCGCUGCUGCAGAGCUAAAUCUAAAAUCCAGAAUUGAAGAGGCUGAGAAGCUGCUUGCAAAGAUCAGGCAACAUAAGCUUGAGCUGGCUGAAGACAUAGCGCAAAGGGUGUGUGAUCGGAGAUGUACCCUUCUUCCUCGGUUGGACUGCUUGAUUUGUUAUGGAAGGGGACUCGAACACUGCUUGACCCUGGAGAGGGAGAAAAUGAAUAUAUUGCAACUAUUUCUGCUUCGUUUCACAGACAAAUCUAACCAAAGAAAACCAAUUAAGCCCUGCUUGCCCGGAGAAGAGAUAGCUAAACGUAAAUUGAAUUUCAGGAUGGGACACGGAACCAGAAGUUUGGCUAAGGAAAAACAGCUUCUGAAACAGAUCAAUGUGAGCCAGAAGGGGGGUGUUUGUUUAUUUUCCUCACUUGAAGAGGAAUAUCAUAAGCUUCCAGAAUAUUAUUCGUGGUGGCAUUACGAGAGAUGGUAUCAGACCAAUCAGAGAAAUAUAGUUCAAUACCGCCUAAGACAAAUCCAACAACUUAAAUGGCAAAGGGAAAGUUUGGCAGUUCUAUUGCAAGGGCAAUGGGAUGAAGCUAUUGCUAAAGCUAGUGGGAAUGCUAAUGCUAAUGCCAAUGCUGCUGCCAAUGCUAUUGCCAAGGGAAAGAUUUGGGAUUCUUUGGGUUCAAAAAAGUCCUUACUGGAACAAAUCAAAGUUACUGGUAAGGCGAUAGAUGGAUUAACUAAAUUACUGUUGGCUGUGCGGCCAAAAAUUAACCAAGUUGAGAAUGAAUUGAAGGUCGCUGAGAAAGAUAUAGAGACCUUGCAGAAAAAACUACCAUGGAUUGAUCAGAAGAAAGAUGAAGCACACCAAUGCAUUCACAAACUGAAAAAACAACAGAGUGAGGAGAUAUGAUGAGUUAGUUUAGUUAAACACAGUCAGUGUGUUUAACAAGACUUGGCCACUUGUUGGCAGUCAGUCAGCAAGUCCUUGCAAGUUGAGGAACUCCACCCACCAAAUACCAAACCACAUAUUCAUUACCACAACAAGAAAAUGAGAUGGCAAUUAGCUCUUUCGUCAAAGCAAGAGGGAGAUGCCAAUCCGCUCACCUUAUUUAUGAAAAAUUAUUAUGUGUUCGUACCACCAAGUGACAUGCAAAUUAUUGAUGUGCAUUAAUGUAGAUUUUAGUGCAAAGUAAAAUCAUUUUAGUGUAUUGAAAAUUAUGUGUUUCUCUUUUUUUUUGGUAUCACUGAACAUGAGAAAUUUGAAUUUAAGAUCUCUUUUGUGUAUUUCUAAAAGAGAUCUUUUAUUCAACUCAUUUUUUCUUUCAGAUAAUAGCAAGAUCUCUUUUGUGUAUUAUUA
This is a messenger RNA of Prunus persica (peach), 2570 nucleotides long. RefSeq lists its product as uncharacterized. The transcript is spliced from 5 exons. The coding region runs from base 1125 to 2123 and encodes 332 amino acids. The record is from RefSeq and is a predicted model, not a curated record. NCBI's taxonomy places the organism in Eukaryota, Viridiplantae, Streptophyta, Magnoliopsida, Rosales, Rosaceae.